Messenger RNA from Lemur catta (Ring-tailed lemur), 585 nucleotides. RefSeq names its product ATP synthase peripheral stalk subunit F6 (gene ATP5PF). The transcript is spliced from 4 exons. The record is from RefSeq and is a predicted model, not a curated record. Lineage: Eukaryota; Metazoa; Chordata; Mammalia; Primates; Lemuridae. Bases 114 to 440 code for a protein of 108 amino acids. Gene Ontology annotation, biological process: proton motive force-driven ATP synthesis. Gene Ontology annotation, molecular function: proton transmembrane transporter activity.
GGAGGGUAGCUAGUCCGGCGUAGCCUCUUGGGAUUCCAGUUCUGGGUGUCCUCACGAGGCCCGGGCUGCCUGUUACCUCUGCUCUACUAGAAAGAGAGUAACAUAGAAUCACCAUGAUUCUUCAGAGGCUCUUCAGGUUCUCCUCUGUUAUUCGAUCGGCAGUCUCAGUCCAUUUGCGGAGGAACAUCGGUGUUACAGCAGUGGCGUUUAAUAAGGAACUUGAUCCUGUACAGAAACUCUUCGUAGACAAGAUUAGAGAAUACAGAUCUAAGCGACAGACAUCUGGAGGACCUGUUGAUGCCGGCCCAGAGUAUCAGCAAGAACUAGAGAAGGAGGUUUUUAAGCUUAAGCAAAUGUAUGGUAAAGCAGAUAUGAAUACGUUCCCUAACUUCAAAUUUGAAGAUCCUAAAUUUGAAGUCAUCGAAAAACCCCAGUCCUGAAAAAAUGAAGUAAAAUUAAUCUGGUAAUUUGUCACAGAUUAGUUGUACAACUAAUCAGAAGUUUCAGAAUAAACAUACAUUUCACAACUGUCAAAUGUUCUUUUAAUUCUGAUUUCAAAUAAAUUAUUUGGUGAUGUUGAGUGUA